UAGUUGGAUGGAUAACGGCAGAGCCCAGCGAGCUUCUGCGAGGUGUGUGAUUGUUGAAUUUGUUGCGUUCGUUAAACCCAGAAGAGAAAAUACUCAGAAAGUGAGAAGUUUCACAGAAUAUCAAUCCUAAACCAUGGCGAUGCAAUCAAGGGCUUUAACAAUAGAGGACGGCAAGGAACCUUCUGCCUUACCCAAGACAAUCCAAUCGAGGGUUUUUCCAGUAAGGAUCUUGCAGUUCUUUGGGUUGUUUCUCAUUCUGGGUCUUGGAUUUUCUAUCAUUAGUAUGUUUAUGAUCCGUUACUGGGGAGUUCAGAACGUUGUUAGCACAGCAAGGUCUGAGUUCCAACCCUGCUUGGAAGAGCCUGGUAGUUUAGUGCGUUGGAUCAGGCCUCAAUCUAAUCUGAUGCACACUAUGACUGAUAAGGAACUGUUCUGGCGAGCGUCACUCGUUCCUCAAAUAAACGAGUAUCCAUUUACGAGAGUUCCUAAGAUUGCUUUCAUGUUCCUGACGAGGGGGCCCUUGCCGCUUUCACCUCUUUGGGAGAGGUUCCUCGAGGGUCACGAAGGGUUCUAUUCAAUCUAUGUUCAUUCUCUGCCAUCUUACGAGGCCAAGUUCCCGUCCACCUCCAUUUUCUAUCGGAGACAGAUUCCUAGCCAGGUGUCUGAGUGGGGCAAGAUGAGUAUGUGUGAUGCUGAGAGAAGACUUCUAGCAAAUGCAUUGCUUGACAUCUCCAAUGAAAGGUUCGUACUUGUGUCAGAGUCUUGCAUUCCUCUCUUCAACUUCAGCAUUGUCUACCACCAACUAUUGAGAUCCAAGUAUAGUUUUGUUGGUGCAUUUGAUGAUCCUGGGCCCUAUGGUAGAGGACGCUACAAUGAGAACAUGGCACCUGAGGUUAUUAUCACACAGUGGCGCAAAGGGUCCCAGUGGUUUGAGAUUAACCGUAAGCUUGCAAUUCAUGUAGUGGGAGAUACCAUAUUUUACCCAAAGUUUGAGGAGUUCUGUAAACCAGCAUGUUAUGUAGAUGAGCACUAUUUUCCUACGAUGCUGACCAUUCAGGCACCACAUCACUUAGCAAACAGGAGCCUCACUUGGGUGGACUGGUCAAGGGGUGGUGCUCAUCCUGCUACUUUUGGGAAAGCUGAUAUCACAGAGGAUUUCCUGAAGAGAAUUCUUGAAGGACAGAACUGUCUUUAUAAUGACCAGCCCUCUUCUGUCUGUUUCCUUUUUGCCAGGAAGUUUGCUCCAAGUGCUUUGGAGCCUUUGUUACAGCAGGCACCAAAGUUUUUUGGGUAUUGACGUUUGAUCAUUGAGCUUUAUUUCUCAAUGGGAAAAGAGGUUCUGGUUGUAAAAAAUGGGAUCUGGUAGAGCAAAUGAUUCUUAUGCCUUGCAUGUUGGAGGUCUUCUCCAAAAUGCUUUAUGGUGUAUUACCAUGAUAUUGAAGAAGAGACUAGUUAUCACAUGCUUUAAUGUAUGAUACUUUUUGUCACGAACGGCUAGUAGACUAAGGCCGCGUGACAAAUUGCUCUCCUUUAACUUCGUUUCAGAAAGAUACAAGUAACCGCUGUAUAAGCAAUUUUCUGAUGUACAGACUUCUAGCUUUCGGGUAUUAGUAUUCAACAUCCAUUCUUGUAUCAUAAUUUAUAGUAUUCAUUUUUGUUCUCUUUUUCAAUUUCUACUUGUAAUGUAAUAUUGUUACAUUUUCGUCCCGUUUUUGCAAUGGUAUAAUGGGUAAUUUUUAGUUGACUGAACAUUUGGAGUAUUUGCAAUGUUGCAAUUGUGUUCUUGUAUCCUGUUCUUCAUCAAUCAAGCUUUUUUUUCAGGUUUAUUCAA
Telopea speciosissima is the source of this 1831-nucleotide messenger RNA. Its product is annotated as glycosyltransferase BC10-like. Gene Ontology annotation, molecular function: glycosyltransferase activity. The record is from RefSeq and is a predicted model, not a curated record. Lineage: Eukaryota; Viridiplantae; Streptophyta; Magnoliopsida; Proteales; Proteaceae. The coding region runs from base 134 to 1297 and encodes 387 amino acids. Gene Ontology annotation, cellular component: membrane. The transcript has 2 exons.